Molecule: messenger RNA, 1701 nt
Organism: Lachancea thermotolerans CBS 6340
Lineage: Eukaryota; Fungi; Ascomycota; Saccharomycetes; Saccharomycetales; Saccharomycetaceae
Gene: CHA4
Product: Cha4p
Exons: 2
Coding region: 1-1701 (566 amino acids)
Biological process (GO): DNA-templated transcription; regulation of DNA-templated transcription
Molecular function (GO): DNA-binding transcription factor activity, RNA polymerase II-specific; zinc ion binding; DNA binding
Source: RefSeq, a predicted model, not a curated record
AUGGAGAAGUCCGAAGAGGAGUCUUCAGCGGUUGCUGGCAAGGGUUUAGCAUGCCAAAGCUGUCGGAAAAGGCGGAGGAAAUGUAAUCUUGAAUCGCCCUGCUCUAAUUGCCAAAAAUAUGGUGUGGAAUGCGUACCAAUCAACCAGGACCUAAGAAGAAGACGUCACUCUGCUGCUUAUCUGAGGUCUCUGGAAAACAAAAUUAGCCAGCUGGAGGCACUGGUCGCAGAUCUGAAAUCAAAGAAGAAUCAAAAGAAAACAAGUACACCAAAUGCGCCCGCACCCGGGGCGCAGAUAGGUGGAAGCAUCUAUCCGACCAAUUCGUUAACGUUGUCGUAUCACCGAUCAAUAAAAGCCCCUGAAGGCAGUGCCGAGACCCCAAGAUCUCGCUUGAAGAACUUAUCGAGGAGUUUACAUAUCCUGGAAGCAUUUUCCCUGUUCUUCAAGUGGCUUUACCCCGGCCAUUACACAUUUAUACACCGAGAGACAUUUUUGAGUGCCUUUUUUGGCGAGCCUUCCACAAAGGCUUAUUACUGCUCCGAAGAACUAGUGUACGCAAUAGCUGCAUUGGGGUCAACACUCUCUAGUAAAAAUCAGGAACUCUAUCAUCAAUCGAGCCAAUAUUACAACUUGGCUAAAAGAGCUGUUCUUCAAAAAAUAUUCCAGCUUGACGACAGCUCGCUGGUUGGAUCGACUUCAUCUUCAAAGCUUGCCAUUGUCCAAACAUUGCUUUGCCUGGCUUUCUAUGAUAUUGGGCACGGUGAAAAUCCUCUAGCGUGGUAUUCAUCCGGCUUGGCUUUCAGAAUCGCACACGAGAUUGGUUUGCAUUUAAAUCCCGAGUCAUGGAGCAAUGUUUACGAGGACGAACUUUCAAGCCUCGAUAUCGAAGUGCGUAGUCGUAUUUACUGGGGUUGCUACAUAGCAGAUCACCUCAUUUGCGUUUUAUUUGGUCGCUCAACUUCUCUGCGACUUUCAAACUCCACUGUCCCAGAAACCGAUGAGCUCCCAGACAUUGAGACUGGAAUUGAAGACUACUUAUAUGAUCCUCAUGCUACCCUUUCCAUGGCGAAACCCUUGAAGGAACUGAUCGUUUUGUCAAGAAUCACUGAACUAUUUGCUAGUAAAAUAUUCAUUCAGACUGAAUCUUUAGCCCAAAGAAGUGAACAUUUAGAGAGAUUCAACUCGGAAAUAAACCAGUGGCGACUUAAUCUGCCUGAUGAGCUUAAGUGGACAAAGGUGUUCCUUGAGAAUAAUGAAGACUUCAACCCCACGGUCGCUUAUCUUUGGUACCACUACUAUAUUAUCCUUCUAUCUUACAACAAGCCCUUUAUUGAAGAGCUUAAACAAAGCCAGACCAUGAUCGAAGAAACCAUAGAAGAGCUUCACCUUUUGCUUAUGAGCUUCAAGUCUAAAUGCGGGACAUUUGAGAAGUGCAGCAUCUACAUGGUCUAUACUGCCAUUCUAGCAAUACAAUGCUCGAAAGCAAACAAUUCAAACAAUCGAUAUCUACUAGAAUUGAAAGAGUUUCUACUUUCCCCAAGUUUAAACUACGAGCUAGGCCGAAAAUUCAUGGACAACGAAGCGGGAAACGACGCCAAUGAUUUAUUCGGAGCGUUAUCAAAUGGUGAUGACUUUGCUUUGGAGUACAACUUUGAUUUUACUCUAUUAAAAGAGAUAGAUACCCUUAUUGGCGGAAUUUGA